This is a messenger RNA of Panthera uncia (snow leopard), 1098 nucleotides long. RefSeq lists its product as uncharacterized. The record is from RefSeq and is a predicted model, not a curated record. Gene Ontology annotation, biological process: cell surface receptor signaling pathway. NCBI's taxonomy places the organism in Eukaryota, Metazoa, Chordata, Mammalia, Carnivora, Felidae. Gene Ontology annotation, cellular component: plasma membrane.
AUGGCCCCAGCCACAGACAGAACUUCCCAUGACUCGGAUAGACAGCCAGUUGCAGCCAGGAUCCGGGACAUAUCCAUGCUUCCGUGCGGAGCGGCACGAGGAGACCGCAAGAAAGAGGUUCUGGGCAAGAGGAUACUGAUGAGACGUUGUCCAGUGCGCAGAAAUACGCAGCCUCAAAGGAGAGCGACCGCAGCAGCCGGUACUGACUGCCUGGGUUUCACUCCAGCCCUAGGAGGAAAGGGGAGUGGUUUCACCCCUGAAAAUGAGGGCCAAGAAGCUGCAGAGAUGGAGACAUUACAGAGACCGACUAGAGCCCCGGGGGCUAGGAGACACCUGUGUGAAGCCACCAUGGGUUUCCGGCCCCUGGUGGUCGUGCUUUGUCUCCUGGGAGCAGGCCCCAUGGUAGCCAGGGUGACCCAAACCCCAAGACACGUCAUCACCGGGACUGGAAAGCAGUUGACAGUGCGUUGUUCUCAGGACAUGAACCAUGAUGCUAUGUACUGGUAUCGACAAGACCCAGGGCUGGGUCUGAAGCUGAUCUACUAUUCGAGGAAUGUUGACUUUAUUGAAAAGGGAGACGUCCCGGAUGGGUACGCUGUCUCCCAGAAGGAGGAGAGGAAUUUCCCCCUGACCCUGGAGUCCACCAGCACCAGCCAGACACCUCUGUAUCUCUGUGCCAGCAGUAAAUCCUCUCUGCACAAAAAGAGGACCACAAGAGCAAGGAGGCUCCUUCCUGGGGAGCCCUCCCACACACACACACAAGCAGGAGGAAAAUUCCCUCCACCAUCAGUGUGGGCAGAAGUCCUUCCCUGACUCCCCACAUCUGGGGACCCUGAACAAGCUCCUCCCAAGCUCAGGCUGCAGCCCUUUCUCCUCACCGGGCUUCAGGGGUGCCCAACCCGAGCCCUCCAUCUUCACUCCAGUCGCUCUGCAAACUUUUGUCCCACAUUCCAGGUCCUGUUCCCGGAUGUUGGCCACUGGGAGGAAGAGCACGUUCUGGGUUGUUUACAAAAUCUGCCAUCUCCCAUUUUCCUCAUCUCAGCACAUGGUCCCGCCAUCCACCCAGACGGCCAAGCCAGAAAUGCAGGAGUCAGCCUC